Messenger RNA from Actinia tenebrosa (Australian red waratah sea anemone), 4441 nucleotides. Its product is annotated as nucleolar protein 4. NCBI's taxonomy places the organism in Eukaryota, Metazoa, Cnidaria, Anthozoa, Actiniaria, Actiniidae. The record is from RefSeq and is a predicted model, not a curated record.
GGCCAAUGAGAGGCCCGAUGGUCACAGCCAAUUUGUUUGCAGGCUGGCUUAGCUAACGAGCUGCACACUUUCCACCAAAGGGACACGACUCGACUAGGUUGGCUUGUGACUAAUUCGCGCGCAGUACAAGGUGUGAAUUUGACAAUGUCCGUGGUUGAAAAGUCAACAUUUCGGCGCAAUUUUCAACGCUGGGUCCAAAUGAACUAUGGUGAAAAUAGCCGUACCAAGACUAUAACCCGUACCAAGUACAACAAAAUUUGUAGAUAUUUACUUGGCGAACCACUCAUCGAAACCGACGCGAAAUUCCGAUUUUGGGUUAAAUCUAAAGGGUUUCGAAUCGUGCAGUCCGAAGACAUGUCUCUCUAUGGCACCCUGUAUGUUCCGGUCAAAGUUCCACACACAAGGAGUAUGGAUGCCAUGUACCCGUAUGAGGAAUCGAUGGGACCACGAACGCAGGUUCUGGAGUACAGAAGAGUGGCUGUAGCAGACGAUUUUUUCGAUAUCAUAAGUAGUGUUCACAUCAAUGACAGAGGGAUUCACGUAGGACAGAAGAAGACCUAUCGCGCGGUUGCCAAUACAUAUGCAUUCCUCCCUCGAGAGGCUGUAUCGUACUACUUGAUGAGUUGCAGUACAUGUAAACUAAGGAUACAAAGAUGUAAUUCUAUUCUACUGAAGCAUGGCAGACCUGUGACUCCAACAUCUGAUCUGGAAUCAUCAGAUGCAGAAGCUUCUAUCUCCAGCCAUGAUUCGGAUGAUGAGAGCUACAGUGUACGGAAGUUGAAGAAAGAGCCACAGGAAGGCUUAUUUGAAGAAAACGGAGCAAGAAAUGGAAUGAUAUCUAGUCAAAGGGAUACAGCAGAAACAUCACUGAAUGGUAGUCAGGGUCACUCUUUAAAAGAAGGAUCUGAAGAUGGUGCACUCGGGCGAGGGUUACCCCCUGGGUACCAGACCUAUUCCUCGGACCACAAACAGGAGGUAAUCAAUUAUGCAAAGGAAACCACCGUCAGAGAAGCAGCUCGUAAAUACUGUGUUCCUCGUUCGACUGUGCAGGUCUGGUGCAAACAUGGCACAGGAGUGAAAAAAGAGAAGAGAUCUCCGCUCAGUGGAGGGCGUCGCUUGAGUUACUCCAGUGAAACAGAUGAUAAAUUAUUACAAUGGGUGAUAAAAGAGCAAGAAAAUGGAACCCCUGUCACUAAAGAUGCUAUUCAGCUACAAGCAAGGAGCCUGGUUAGAGAUGAGUGUCCAGAUUUCAAGGCUUCUAGUGGGUGGGUGGAAAAAUUCAUGAGCCGUCACAAUCUUGCUGUUGCAACAACCAUGUCUUCCACUAACACUAAUGCCAUUCCAAUUUCUUAUGUCGUGGCAUCCCCGGCAUCAGCUCCCAGUCCAGUGGGAGGUAACCACAGCUCUUACAGCCCCAGAGGUGAUGGGCGAAGCUUCACUAGUGAGGACACGAGGAGUGAUAGUGGACGGAGUGAGGAGGAAGAUGAUAUGGAUGAUGGUUCAGCUUCUCUUGAAAAUAUGGCGGCUCCUAUCAGCCAAUCAGUUAUCAGGGAGCCUCCAAAUCUUAAUGAAAUUCUCAAAACAUCUGGAUUAAGUGGUUCGGCAUCUUCUGGUCUUAAGGAUGAUGAUGAUGAUGACGGAGAGGGUGAUGAUGCUGAUGGUGAUGCUGAAAGAGGUGAAUCUGGAGCAGUAAACCCUGAAAGACUCAAAGCAUUUAAUAUGUUUGUCAGACUUUUUGUUGAUGAGAACUUGGACAGACUUGUUCCAAUCUCUAAGCAGCCCAAAGAAAAAAUCUUAGCCAUCAUCCAGUCAUGCCAGAGACAGUUUCCAGAGUUCCGUGACAGAGCAAGAAAGAGAAUACGAACUUAUUUGAAAUCCUGCCGAAGACUUAAAAAGUUAAAAGAGCCUUUAAAGCGAACUGCCGAUCAAAUGAGCACAAAUCCCAAUAUGUCUGCAGCUCAGAUGGCUGAAGUCAAUAAUAUUCUAGCUUCUGCUUGUGCCAGUGAAGUUGAAAACUCCAAGCGUCCUCGUUUAGAGACAGAUUCCCCAGCUACUCCACCAGUAACUACCACAAACAUGACUGCAACUUGUAUGUCUGUUACAUCACCAGCAAUCAAAUCUCGCUCAAGCACCCAGUGCCAACUAAGCCCAAGUGAAAUCCAAGCCAUACGACACCUAAUACAAGGUUACAGAGAGUCUGCAGCAUUCCUUUAUCGGUCUGCUGAUGAACUUGAACAGCUGUUACCUCCUCCUUAGAUGGUCAACCAUCUGUUUUGUUGUAAAACUGGCGAAUUACAAAGCUGUGCAUUGGUGGAUACUACUAAAAUAGAGCCAGACAGGUGAGAGAUAGCAAGCCAAUAGUUAUCAAUCUUGGGAAUGAAUAUAAAAGUGGUCGCUUCGAGUUGGCGAAUCAACAAGGCUACUCCAAGAUACAACAAAGUCAAUCCCCGAGUAAAUAAAUCACUAACAACAUUAAGAUUUUUGGUUUAGAAAAUCAAUCAAUUCCCAUUCAUUUUGUAAUAAAAAUAUUUAAAAUUUUAAUUUAUUUACAUUCAGUUCGAGAAAUUUUUUCACCCCAUUAGAAUAGCAAUAGAAUAAUAAUCAUAUAAUUUUCAAAGCAAGUCUACAGUAGUUCUAAGAGAUGUACAGCACUUAAUAUGGCUUAGAUAUUUGACCCAAAAAACGUUUGGAAUGUUUCAAGCAAAGACUUGAAUAUUUUGGAGUGUCUUUGUUUUGUUUUGUUCAGUUUUACAGAAAGAAUCCCAAAUGUGUAACCACUUUUAAUGCUUUUAUACAAGGAUAUUUGCUUGCAAAAUGAAAUAUAGAAGUAUGCUUGGGCAUAAAAGUAUUUCGAAUGCAUAAAAUGUGGUCACAGGUUUUGGAUUUGAUCUGUACAUAGUAUUCUGGAGAUCAAACCAGGAAAAAGCUAAAGUUAUAUAUAUAUAUUAGAUAAAUAUUAUUUAUGACAUAAAAUAAGGUUGGCCCAAGAGGAUUCAUGAUUAGCAUACACAUAUUUGUUUAUAGAAAUUACUCCAUUCAUUCCAGUUAUAUCUGUUAAAAUAGCUAAAUAAUUUUAAAUUUAAGGUACAUCACAAUUAUUAUACCACCUUCGCGUACCAUUAAAAACAGGGUAUUGCAUGGGUUUAUUAAAUCAGAUUCUAAAUUGAUGUGAAUGGAGCAUGCAAACAUUUCAUGACGAAGAUUAAGCACCUAAAAUUGUAAUGGUAGGCAAUGGAUAAUAUUAAUUAGCUUUGCAUUUCUUGAGAGAUUUACAUAACUUAGUAACUGACUAAGACAUUUCGGUGCUUGCAAAUUUUUAUAUCAGUAAGAAAGAAAGUAAGAACUGGAAAAUGAACUUUAGUAUGACCUACUUGUCCAGCUUUUUUUUUCGUACAUGCCAAGUAGAAGGAAAAGUUUUUAGAAGUAUGUCUAAACUUUUUCAUUGAUUUUUGUCUUGUAUACCUUUUUCAAAGGCUGUUUGCAGACUGCUUCUAGUAUGUUCUUUCUUCUUUCUCAUAAGAAUAUUAGGAAUUGCAAGUUUGCAAGGGAUUCUGGUAGUUGUAGUAUGACACAAUAAUGCAAACAAUAUUAACCUGUGAAAUAGGUAUAAGUCGAAUUCCUGAUCCACAGUUCCAUUUUCUUGUCUUCAUUUGACUAUUAACAUUCACUUUCAGACAUAGUUAGACAAGUCGAAAUAGGUAUCACCCCAAAAAUUUCAUAUCAUUACAUCCUCUUUCCAACCUUGUACACAAUCACUAAUGCUGAAUAUUUCUACAGAAAAUAUUCAAAUUCUCUGAACUCUGCUCUAUCAGGUCACAUGACCAAACCCCCCCCUUAAACUGAAAAUAGUUAUCAAAAUGAACCCUUGAAAUAGAAGUUUUUUUUCUUUUUUCUAUUUUAAGGGCUGUGUCACGUGACCUAUUGGAGCAAUUGGCCUUUUUUUUUAUUUACUUAUAGAGUACAUCUUUUUUUUAGUAUAAAAUAGUUUCAGCAAGUUUUUUCAUUAACAGUUACGAUUAAGUUUUCCAAAUAUUACCUGCGUUUUAUGAAUCCCAUUUGCUUGCCGUAGGCCGUUAAAAUUUGGCUUGAAUUUAACGGUUUCGUAUUUGAUUGCCAACGUUUUCUUAACUUUUCACUUUUUGAAGUGAGUUAAACAAAUUGUAGUUCAGAGGAAUUCUCAAUUUAGUCAUUACCAGGUUCAGAGAUGUUCCAAAUAUUCCAGUUUAAAAUCAUUAGUUAUGAGAUUUUUGUAUAGAAAAUCGUUUUUGCAGAGGUUCCAAUUUCACGAAAGAAAAAGUUGAAAUCUCUGUCUGUAGUAAAGAUUAAGAGUAAUAAUUUAUGUUUUAUAAAUUAUAUCACCGUUUGGGAUGUGUAAAGUUAGUGUAUAGAAUGCCCUUGAUGGCUUAAAAGACACUCGAAUAAAGUUUUAGAUAGUGAUGGC